GAGAGCGCUUGCUGACCGCCAAGAGGUGGGACGGGAACCGAGCGCCGCCAGCAGCAGCCACUCAGCCCAGCCAAAUGGACACAACCGUGCUCUCCCGCGCGCUGCUACUCCUCCUCUUCUUGCACCUGUCGCCACAGGGGUCUCAUUCGUACCCGCUGGGCGACUCAUCCGAGACCUCCCAGAAGUUUCCUGGAUUACAGGAGCUACUGGAGCGGAUCCUGAUGCAGCUUUCCCAGCUGGAGAUAGAGCAACUGGCUACCGAGUCCUCCCAGCCAACUGAAAGCACCACACAAACCUGGGAAACCCGGCAGACCCAGGAGACCCAGGAGACCACCGCAGCCCCUAGACUGAGACAGAGCCAAGAUGGGACCAUCCAGGCCCUGGACAAGUCCUACAGCAUCCAGAUGAAGCAGAAAUUGGGUUGCUUUGGGCGGAGGCUAGACCGGAUCGGCUCCUCCCGUAGCCUGGGCUGCAAUGGGUUUCGGAAGCCCUAGGAGGUGCGCUGGUCACAAGAGCCAGCAUUCUGAAGCUCCACGAAGGGUUCCCUACACCCCCAGUCCACGACCUCUUCAGAGCGGCUCCUAUUUAUUUAUUUAUGUAUUUAUUUAUUUUUACUUGAUUAUUUUUUCAAAGCUGAUUUCUUAACCUUUGAGCAUGACAUUUCCACUAUGAAAUAAAAUCAACGUGAUCUCUCUCCU
This is a messenger RNA of Ochotona curzoniae (black-lipped pika), 698 nucleotides long. RefSeq names its product natriuretic peptide B (gene NPPB). Gene Ontology annotation, biological process: neuropeptide signaling pathway; receptor guanylyl cyclase signaling pathway; cGMP biosynthetic process. Bases 75 to 494 code for a protein of 139 amino acids. The record is from RefSeq and is a predicted model, not a curated record. Gene Ontology annotation, cellular component: cytoplasm; extracellular region; nucleus. Gene Ontology annotation, molecular function: hormone activity; hormone receptor binding. The transcript is spliced from 3 exons. NCBI's taxonomy places the organism in Eukaryota, Metazoa, Chordata, Mammalia, Lagomorpha, Ochotonidae.